This is a messenger RNA of Owenia fusiformis, 531 nucleotides long. The record is from the annotation of a GenBank genome assembly. Lineage: Eukaryota; Metazoa; Annelida; Polychaeta; Sabellida; Oweniidae.
CGUGAUAUUUAAAAUGGCGGCGCCCAUGUUCAAGAAAUAUUUUCAAAAUUUGGGAGAUUUAUCUCUAGAAAAUGUUUGUUUUCGGUACAUACCCUUGGCUGGUGGUGCUAGUUGUCUAGCCUUUUCAGUGAAUAUAUUGAAUUCAGCAGAUUUCAACCGUGUGUUUGGAGAUAACAAUCUUGUUGCCGCCAAUAGUCUAUGGCUGAAUUCACACCUUGGUGUUGGACUCUAUCUGUAUAGUCGAAAGCACAUCAAGAGGGCGCCUUUACCAAAGAGGAUUCUGUUUAGCGUAUUUGGAUCUGCUAUGUUUAAUUUUGCCGUUGUUCUCAUGUGGGCUUCUGCCAAGCAAGUUGUUCUACCAGACAAACCUGCGAUUAAAACUUUGUUUGGAUUGGUUUCUGGUGCUACUAUGUUGGCUAUUGGGAGGGAAUAUCUCAAGUAUGUCGACUGCCAAGCGGGAAACAUGCUGAAUGAGGAGUGAAUAAUGAUGGGAAAUGGAAUACUAGUAUGCUGCAUGGUGUUAUUAUAGAU